AUCUAGAGGUGUAUUACAUUAAAUAGAAUUAAUUGUUAGUUAAAAUUAUAUCAAAUUAUUUUACUAUUAUUUUUUAGUUACUGGGUAUAAAAGUUCUUUUAAUAUAUGUUUAUUGAAUUAGCAACCCACAUUUCUAUUGAUGUUCUUUGAAGAAAAGAGUUGUGUAUAUUUGUUUGUUCUAUAUGCUUUUACAUCAUAAGUCGGAGAGUAAAUGAGACAGCUCCAAUGUCAGUUUGGAUAUUUUAGGAGCAAUAGCAACGAUACGUUGUAGUAAUAUGAAUUAUAGAUUUUCUGCCGACCUUGAAAAUCCAGUACCUUGAACAAAGUUUGAGGGAAAAGCUAUUCAGUGUAAUGGCAACACUUAUAUUAAGCAAAUAGGUUUAUUGGCACAACUGUUUUUGCUGAGAAUGAAUUAUUAUUACAAUAAUCGACUAAUUAUUGCUAACCGAGGUUAAGAUCAAUAGCUAUAAGGUUUAGUUAAUCGAUUAUUUAAAAUAUAAUAAUCGAUUGAAAACAAUACUUUCAUUAUCGAUAUUUUUUUGCAUCUCUAGAUGACAUUGACUGGAUGGGUGACAGUUGGAGGAUGGGUAGUGAUUUUUCAAUAACCUGAAAAAAAGUAUAUUUAUACAACUUAACAAUUUAGAUUAUAAGAUUAUUACGAUUAUAACGGAGUUGAGUUGAUAUUUGAACAUUUCCAAUAAACAAACUCAAACGAAGAAGUGACUCUGGGGCCACAAAAUAUAAUAAAUUCAUAAAAAUGGCUUCUCCUCUUGAACAGUUUGUAAACAAUGUUCGAACUUUGUCAGCGUCAGGUAGUUUUCGUGAGUUAUGUGAUAUAAUUGGAAAAUCCGAUGAGGUCUUACAGCGUAACAGUGCCCACCUCAAUACCGUUUUGGAGACACUUGAUAUUCAACAGCAUUCAUUAGGAGUUCUAGCUGUUUUAGUGGCGAAGUUCUCUCUGCCGCAGGGCACAAAUGAUAUUGAUAGAACAAUAAUGUUCCAACAAGUUCAGGACUUCAUAAACAAUUGUAAUGGCGAGCAAGUACGGUUUUCACCAGACUUAUAUGCCAAUCUGUGCCAUCUUUUGACUGACCAUCUGGUAGAAAUUAAACAACCCAUCAGAGGAAUAGAAAUAUUAAAAAAAGCUAUUAGGAAAAUACAAUUGUUUGAUUCUCAACUAACAUCGAUUCAUGCAGAUAUCUGCCAGCUAUGUCUACUCUCAAAAUGUAUGAAGCCAGCUAUAGAAUUUCUAGAUACAGAUGUUACAGGAAUUGGAUCUGAGUUGGGUGGAAAUAAUGAUUCUAAACAUUUUCUUUUGUAUUACUACUAUGGAGGAAUGAUUUAUACGGCCAUGAAGAAUUAUGAUAGAGCUUUGUACUUCUUUGAAGUUGUGGUAACUGUUCCUGCUAUGGUGGUGUCACACAUUAUGCUAGAAGCUUAUAAAAAGUAUAUUUUGGUGUCUUUCAUUCUUCACGGAAAGAUUUUACCCAUGCCCAAAUAUGUGUCCCAAGUAGUAUGCCGAUUUUUAAAACCGCUAUCUGUUGCUUAUCAUGAACUGGCUACAUCUCAGCAUGCGGCUAUAAAGCACAGAGAGUCUUUUGUCAGAGAUAAGAAUAUGGGAUUGGUUAAUCAGGUUUUGAGUUCUAUGUAUAAGAAGAAUAUUCAGCGGCUUACCAAGACAUUUUUGACUCUUUCAUUGAGUGAUGUUGCAUCUCGUGUACAAUUGUCUGGUCCAGCUCAAGCAGAAUCCUACAUCCUCAACAUGAUUGAAGAAGGUGAAAUAUAUGCAAUGAUCAAUCAGAAAGAUGGUAUGGUUGUAUUUCUGGAUAGCCCUGAGAAAUAUGCCUCCCCUGAGACAUUGUGUGUAUUGGAACAACAAAUGGCAGCCUGUACAAAACUACAUCAGUAUAUUCAGGAGAUGGAUGAACAGAUCCAAGUUAAUCCACAGUAUGUUAAGAAAUCUGCUGGAAGCCAUGAUGAGGACAUACCAGCCACGAGUCAGAAUUCUAAAACAACGUAUUCAAUGCCCACGCAAAAGAGGAAGAAUCCUAGAGGUAUUUUUCAUGAUAUUGAGAUCAUCAUCGACUAAUGGUUUAUGUACCUUCAUUUAGACCCCUGAGGCCGUGAAUUCGUGAAUUCGAAUCUGAAUCUGAUACCAGAAAAACUUCGUAUGUCAAUUUACAUUUCUGACUGCGGUUAUGGAAACAAUGAUGAGAAUGCUGAAUUUAUCUCGAAGACACUGUAGUAUCGCCCCAUGCCAUGUUGGAUUCGAAUUGUGUAUAUUUGAAUCCAAUAUUGCACAGGUGAAAAUAGAGUGAUGUUAAUCAAGUGCCUAGUGUACAAUACCUAUGUCUACUCCAACUGGUCUAUCAGUGAAGAUCUAACUUAUCCAUACUAUGUUGCUGACGCAAUGGAGAUAUUUAUCCUCUGAAUAAAAU
Achroia grisella is the source of this 2438-nucleotide messenger RNA. RefSeq names its product COP9 signalosome complex subunit 3 (gene CSN3). Gene Ontology annotation, cellular component: COP9 signalosome. NCBI's taxonomy places the organism in Eukaryota, Metazoa, Arthropoda, Insecta, Lepidoptera, Pyralidae. Gene Ontology annotation, biological process: ubiquitin-dependent protein catabolic process. The transcript is spliced from 11 exons. The coding region runs from base 758 to 2089 and encodes 443 amino acids. The record is from RefSeq and is a predicted model, not a curated record.